Molecule: messenger RNA, 4087 nt
Organism: Anoplopoma fimbria (sablefish)
Lineage: Eukaryota; Metazoa; Chordata; Actinopteri; Perciformes; Anoplopomatidae
Gene: sntb1
Product: syntrophin, basic 1
Cellular component (GO): dystrophin-associated glycoprotein complex; synapse; intracellular anatomical structure
Molecular function (GO): structural molecule activity; protein binding
Source: RefSeq, a predicted model, not a curated record
GAGGGGGAGCAAACUCCACCCAGCAGCAGAUCAGGAUCUCGGGCAGGCGGAGCGGGCAGCAGCUUGCGGUCGGGACGCUUCAUAAGUCCCGCAGAAAACUUCAGAGGGGGCAAAGUCCAGAGACAAGAGUGUGGAAGUUAAUGUGUGAGAGCAACAAAACCACAUGUCUUUUUAAGAAAGAAAUGGCGGUGGUAAUAACAAGGGGAGUUUCAGGUGCCUGCGGAGUCCAAAAAAGUGGAUUUCUUGAGGUUUUGGUUCGGGAGCGGUGGCACAAAGUUUGGGUCAACUUAAACGAGGAAGCGCUCACGUUGAGCUGCGAGGAGAGCUGCGUCAACUCCAACGGGGUUGUCAACGGGUCUUACCUGGAUAACAACAACGCCAACUCCAACAACGCGUCCACGGACCUCCCGGAGCGAGUCCCGGAGGCGGUCGCGAACAGAAAACGGUGCGUUAAGGUGACCAAGCAGGACGUCGGAGGACUUGGGAUCAGCAUCAAAGGGGAGGAGAAUAAAAUGCCCAUUCUCAUCAGUAAGAUAUUCAAGGGACUCGCAGCGGACCAGACACAGGCUCUGUAUGUCGGGGAUGCGAUCCUGUCUGUGAACAGUGUGAACCUGCGGGAUGCGACCCAUGACGAGGCUGUGCAGGUUCUGAAACGGGCCGGGAAAGAGGUGACACUUGAAGUGAAGUACAUGCGGGAGGCCACACCGUAUGUCACAAAGGGCUCCCCUGUGUCAGAGAUCGGCUGGGAAACCCCCCCUCCUGAGUCUCCUCGUCUUGGCAGCCCUACCAUCACCUCCUCUUCCUCCUCCUUCUCCACAUUUGACCCUCCGAGCUCUCCUACCCUGCCCUCCCUGUCUCUGCAGGGCGACAGGAGGUGCAUACCGCUCAAGAUGUGUUGUGUAACCCGAGCCAUGACCACACCAGACCCUGAGAACAGACAACUGGAGCUGCACUCCCCUGACGCCAGGCACACCGUGGUGCUGCGGUGCCCAGACCAACCGUCUGCCCUUUCCUGGUUUUCUGCCAUGCACUCUGUCACAUCCACACUGGCACAGCGGGCGCUGGCAGAGGUCAUCCAGAGCACAGCCAGGACGGGGGUAGCUGGCAGCAAAGAGAUACGACACCUGGGAUGGCUGGCAGGGAAGACAGAGAGUGAAAAGCAAUGCUGGAAGCCGGUGCUGAUGGUGGUGACAGAGAAAGACCUACUGCUGUAUGAAAGUGUACCACGAGGAAAGGAGGCAUGGCAGAGUCCUGCACACACUUAUCCACUUUUAGCAACUCGCCUGGUCCACUCUGGCCCUGACCGGGGGUCGCCUCACUCUGGCACAGAGCUGUUCUUUGCCACUCGGACUGGCACACGACUCGGCAUCGAGACUCACCUGUUCCGGGCAGAGACCACCAAGGAUCUGUCCAUGUGGACCAGACACAUAGUCAACGGAUGUCACGCCUCAGCUGAGAUGAUUAAAGAAGUCACGACAAGUUGUCUAUACCAGAGUCAGGAGUGCCGGCUUGUGAUUCACUACGAACAGGGCUUCUCUGUGCUGGCUGACCCCAAACUGGGAGACGGGGAAAAUGGGGAGGAGAGAGGAGCUCACACACCUACCAGGCCCCGGGUGCUCCUGUCCUACCCCUACGAAAAACUAAAGAUGUCCUCGGAUGACGGAGUUCGCAUGCUCUUCCUUGACUUUGGAGGGAAGGAGGGGGAGAUUCAACUGGACCUCCACUCGUGUCCGAAGCCCAUCGUCUUUAUCCUCCACUCCUUCCUCUCUGCUAAGAUCUACCGUCUGGGUCUGGUGGCCUGACCUCUCUAAAGGGACAUUUUGUCUCUUUUAAAAACAGAAAUCCACCUUGUUUCUCCUCCUCUCUGAAGCCCGCAUGAAGCAGUACACCACGUCAAAAACUCCAUCAGUCGGGGACCCAAGCUGAGUUGAAUGUAGCCUCUAGCUGGAAAAUGACCUCAAACUCCAAGCUAAUGAAACACUGGAGAAAACCAACCCAGGUUGGUUUUGCUUAGAGUGAAACGGAAUUUUCUUUGGGACAAACCCUCCUUUACUGGCUGCUGGACUGAAUUGUGACUGAAGAACCACAGAAGAAAAACAUGGACUGGACUAUAAGUAGAGGGAUGAUAUAUACAGACAGAUGGACAAAGAUUGGGCAUUACUGUCACGUCCAGGAUUGGAGGGACUGGACACAUGCAGCACAAUUGAGAUGAAUUCACUUUUAAUUCAAUCAAAAUGUAAUAGCAAACUGCCUUCCAUUUACCAAUUAUAUCAUUUAUUCCCCAUUAGCUCUGAAAAGACAUUCUGAGCUUCACUCUGUCAUUUUUCUUCACCAAACACUUGACACGCUGUGGAAAAACUUUAUGCAUUUGUCUUUGUUAGCGUCCCCUGAAUUGUCUUGUUAGCGGUGUCAGCAUUCAUCAUUGAAACUGGCUGGCACAGUCGCCCGCACAGUCUUCACCAAUUUGACAGCUGACUCAAAAUGUCACUGUAUUCCUAUGAGAUGUUGUAUACUGUGACCAUCAGGUAGUUUCAGUGUUUGACUGAUUUAUCAGAAGUCAGUUCUAAAGUUUUUAAUGAUAGAAAAAAUACUCGGCUCUAAUUAACAUGAAUUAUAAUAUACACAAGCAUUCCGUUUUCUUUUUUUCAUCCCAUUUAAAUUAUAUGUGUUCUUUAUCACUCAGAAAGAGCGUAAUAGCUUGCUUUGGUAUGGUGAUGCAUCCAAAUUCCGUUUCAACAGAGAUCCUAGUAUUACAAAUGCCUGGAAGUUCAUGAUAAGAAUAAAGAUGCAUAUCUUUAAUUUAUCCCUAAUAGUUCCAUUACCAAACAAUGAGGAAAUGUGCAGAAUCAUUUUUGACCAGAUACUUUAAGGCAAUAGUUUAAUCUUUUAGGGUUAUAUGCUUUUUCACUUUCUCACAAAGAGUUUGAUGAGAUGCACAGCCAGUUGCCACUUAGCUUAGCUUUGCUUCAUGACUCGCAACUGUGGAAAACAGCUAGCUAGAUAAGCUAGUUAAUCAGAGAGCUUUAGAGGUGCUAGUAGGUGGAUUUUCUAUCUGUACCUUUGGACAGGCUAGCUGUUUCCUGUAUGCUAAGCUAUCCAGCUACUGGUUAUGGCCUUAUAUUUAAGGAUAUUUAUCUUUGAUCUAUUUCCCAAAACGUUGAACUAUUCCUCAAAGGGUCUGCAGUCUCACUCCUUCCUCAUUUAUUUCAGAGUGGAUAGAGAACUUUUCAUGAUUGAUGAAUUAGAAAUGGAAAUUCUGUGAUAGUCUCUGAGGAAAAGACCCUCUUUUUAACUGACUAAAGCCAACAUUUGCCAUGAGUACUUCUAAUAUUAAUUUUUUGAAAACUGAAACUCAAUCAAACGGUGCCACAAUCGACCCAUCAAGUAUUAUUUGUCUUUAAAUAUACCAAUCUUAACAUGAUAGGAGUCUUCAGUCCUGCUUUAGUCCUGGAGCAGCCAGUGCAGGAUACUACUUUUGAUUUUAUGCUGCAGAUCAAAUCUAUACACUGCACUGUCUCUUACAUAGUAGGCUGCUGGGUCUUUCCUCGUGCCUUGAGAUGACAAAGAGGAAGACAUUUAAAUUUUGACAGCAAGUAAUCAAUAUCACAGGAUGGCACAAGAAUAUGACUUCUAUUAUGGCUACUUUUCUUUUGUUUAUGAGUACAGAAAUGCUCAACUAGCAUAUUUUUUCUGUUUGCUCUCUUGUUCAAAUCACACGUUUCCAAUGACCAUGUACACACACACUCACACUGUGAAGUAUGAUUUACACUCUCUAGAAGAAACAUCAUCUUUUUUUGUUGAUACUAAAAUCAUUGUAACACUUUUGUUCAGCCAAGAAGCCAGCACUUAGUGCUAACCUUGAGUGAAAAGAAGCUCUUUGAGUGAAGGUUGCUUUGAUAUGUAGAAUACUCUUAUGCCUUUGGCAGCUACUGUACUGUCACUCAGAAUGACAAAGCCUAGUUUUUAACUCAAACGGUGCACAUAAAUCAUGUAUUUAACAAAAGCGUCAUGAUGAGUUUGUUUUUAUUGUCUUCACUUGUUGUUUUAUUCAUUUCUCAUCAACAGCAAAUACAAAUCAAGAGAACAA